UUUCUUUCCCCUCUUCGUUUACCUUCACCUUUUCUCCCCUGAUUACUCCACGAUCUCUUUCUCUCCGGCUCUCCAUUUUACUGGAUCGGCUCAUCGGAGAUUUCAGAAACGAUGUCGUAUUCAGAUUCGGACUCUUCCUCCAGCGCUGGUGACUACAAGAAUUUCAGGCAAAUCACCCGAGAAAGAUUAUUGUAUGAAAUGCUUCGUUCUGCAAAAGUGAAGGAUUCAAAAUCUACUUGGAAGGUGCUAAUCAUGGACAAAGUUACAGUUAAGAUAAUGUCUUACUCUUGCAAGAUGGCUGACAUUACAUCGGAAGGUGUUUCAUUGGUAGAAGACAUAUACAGACGUAGGCAGCCGUUGCCAUCGAUGGAUGCUAUAUACUUCAUUCAACCAACCAAAGAGAAUGUUGUUAUGUUAUUGUCAGACAUGUCUGGAAGGACACCCUUAUAUAAGAAGGCAUUUGUUUACUUCAGUUCACCUAUGCCAAGAGAACUGGUUGCACAUAUCAAGAAGGAUUCAAGUGUCUUGCCUCGCAUAGGUGCAUUGAGUGAGAUGAACUUGGAGUACUUUGCAAUAGACAGCCAGGGCUUCAUAACUGAUAAUGGGAAGGCUCUAGAGAACCUUUUUGGUGAUGAGGAAAAUACUCGCAAGGGUGAUGCUUGUUUGAAUGUGAUGGCUACCCGCAUUGCUACAGUUUUUGCUUCAUUAAGGGAGUUUCCUUUUGUUCGAUAUCGGGCUGCCAAGUCUCUCGAUCCAAUGACAAUGACUACUUUUCGUGAUCUAAUUCCCACCAAGCUUGCAGCUGGAAUCUGGAAUUGUCUUGUGAAAUACAAAUCGAUUCCCAACUUCCCUCAGAAGGAAACAUGCGAGUUGCUCAUCCUUGAUAGAUCUAUAGAUCAGAUUGCUCCUGUCAUACAUGAGUGGACUUAUGAUGCCAUGUGCCAUGAUUUAUUGAAUAUGGAGGGGAAUAAAUAUGUGCAUGAGGUUCCAAGCAAAACAGGAGGCCCUCCCGAGAAGAAAGAGGUUCUUUUGGAGGAGCAUGAUCCAAUAUGGCUUGAGCUUCGCCAUGCACAUAUUGCAGAUGCUAGUGAAAGGCUGCAUGAGAAGAUGACUAAUUUCAUAUCAAAAAAUAAAGCUGCACAGCUUCAACAUGGUUCAAGAGAAGGCAGUGAACUUUCAACAAGGGAAUUACAAAAAAUGGUUCAAGCUUUGCCCCAAUACAGUGAACAAAUUGACAAGCUCUCUCUUCAUGUUGAGAUUGCUGGAAAAAUCAACCUAAUCAUCAGGGAUCAAGGGCUUCGAGAACUUGGGCAACUGGAGCAAGACCUUGCUUUUGGUGAUACUGGAAUGAAAGAUGUAAUUAAAUUUCUUUCUACAAAUGAGGCAGCAUCUCGUGAAAAUAAGUUGCGCUUAUUGAUGAUUCUUGCAGUCAUUUACCCUGAGAAGUUUGAGGGCGAAAAGGGUCUCAAUUUGAUGAAGUUAGCAAAAUUACCACCAGAGGACAUGACUGCUGUGAAUAAUAUGAGAUUGCUUGCGCCACCAUCAGAUGCCAAAAAGAGUUCUGCAGGUGCUUUUUCUUUGAAAUUUGAUAUGCAUAAGAAGAAGCAUGCAACUAGGAAAGACCUCAGCAGUGGGCAAGAAACAUGGCAAUUAUCACGCUUUUACCCUAUAAUAGAGGAGCUUGUUGAAAAACUUGGCAAAGGAGAACUAUCAAAAGAUGAUUAUCCUUGCAUGAAUGAUCCUAGUCCAUCUUUCCAUGGCACAUCUCAAGCUUCACCCAUACAUGAAGCUCCAGUUGCUCAUUCCAUGAGAUCGAGGAGGACACCUACAUGGGCUCGGCCUCGCAGCUCAGAUGAUGGGUAUUCAAGCGAUUCAAUUCUAAGACACGCAUCGAGUGAUUUCAAGAAGUUUGGCAAACGCAUUUUUGUGUUUAUAGUAGGCGGAGCUACAAGAUCUGAGCUAAGAGUCUGCCACAAGCUUACGGGAAAGUUGAAUAGAGAAGUUAUUUUAGGGUCAACAAGUCUUGAUGAUCCUCCACAGUUUAUCACGAAAAUGAAGCUGCUGACAGCACAUGAACUGUCUUUGGAUGAUCUACAGAUAUAAAUGAGAACUUGGGAAUGAAUUAGAUUUGUAAUCAUAGAUAUGUGGUGCCAUUUCAUUCAUACAUACCCAUUUUUUUAACACUCAAAUGGAAAUAUGCCUCUACCCAAUCUGGACUUUAGUAAUAGCCCAUGCCUGUCCAGAAUUUCUUGUCAUAAGCGUCAGAGUAUUCAUCAUUCUGGGUCGUGUGUUGUCAUUGAUGAGCACGAGGAAGCCACCAAGAAAAUCGCCUGUAUAAAUGUUGUUUAAUUGAUGGCAAAUAACUACUGAAUCUUGAAAACCUGAAACAUAAGU
This is a messenger RNA of Hibiscus syriacus, 2394 nucleotides long. RefSeq names its product SNARE-interacting protein KEULE-like. The coding region runs from base 112 to 2103 and encodes 663 amino acids. Gene Ontology annotation, molecular function: syntaxin binding. Gene Ontology annotation, cellular component: plasma membrane; secretory granule. Gene Ontology annotation, biological process: intracellular protein transport; vesicle-mediated transport. The record is from RefSeq and is a predicted model, not a curated record. Lineage: Eukaryota; Viridiplantae; Streptophyta; Magnoliopsida; Malvales; Malvaceae. The transcript has 21 exons.